AUGCCCUUCGGCCUGAAGAACGCUGGAGCAACGUACCAACGACUGGUAAAUCGGAUGUUCGCGAGCCAGCUCAGGCGAACUAUGGAAGUUUACAUCGAUGAUAUGCUCAUAAAGUCACUCAUCGCUUCCGAUCACGUCCGCCAUCUUCGCACAUGCUUCGAUAUUUUGGACCAGUAUGGUAUGAAGCUUAAUCCCACCAAGUUCAGUAGUGUACUUGUUCGAGAAGAUCGUGGCGAGCAGAAGUCAAUUUUCUACACAAGCAAAUCCCUCGAUGGAUCGGAGUAUCGUUAUCCGACUUUGGAGAAAUUCGCCUUUGCCGUCGUUAUUUCUGCAAGGAAAUUACGCCCGUAUUUCCAAUCUCACGCGAUCGUGGUCCUAACCGAUCACCCUGUUCGUACUUUCCUCCGUAGCCCAAGUCAGUCCGGACGACUCGCCAAGAGGGCCAUCGAACUCAGUGAAUACGACAUCAAAUACCGAGGAAGAACUGCAGCGAAGUCUCAAGUCCUCGCAGAUUUCUUGGUCGAACUCCCACCAGAGCUCGUCGAAGCUAAUCCGGUCGUACAACCCUGGAUCCUUCACGCCGACGGUUCCUCGUCCCAUAGAGGAUCCAGAGUCGGAAUUCGUCUCAAAUCACCCGAAGGAGAAGUUAUCGAGCAGUCAUUUCGACUCGGCUUCCCGGCGUCCAACAACGAAGCAUUGAUUGCCGGACUACUACUUGCCAAAGGUAUCGGCGCCGAGCAUAUACACGCCUACUGCGACUCUCAACUCGUGGCUAACCAGUUUCACGGCGAAUACGAGGCUAAGAACGACCGCAUGGACGCAUAUCUCAAAGUCCUUAAGGAUGUUGCUUCAGAGUUCUCUACCUUAGAGCUUACAAAGAUACCUCGAGAUGAGAAUGCAACCGCCGACGCCUUAGCCGCUCUCGCGACUAAUUCUGAUCCUGACCUUCGGCGAACUAUCGCAAUUGCAGCAAUCGAGCGACCACGUAUCGAGCCCGCUCCGAACUGCAACAUCAUUACAAGACGACGUGAUUACGAAGCCCAACCCAAUCUCGCUCCACCCCUCACUCGGAAGACGAAACCCAAAGAGGUCGUUCCCGAUCCCAACAACGACACAGACGAGCUCAAUGAUAACGAAUCCGAUCCCGAAAAUGAAUCCGAAGGCCAACAUGUUCCAAUCAAUAUCGAAGCCGAAGGAGAGGACGAACCCGAAGAUUGGACCUUAGAAAUCGUGGGAUACAUCGGAGACGGAACAGUUCCCGCAGAUAAAUGGGCAGCUCGGCGCCUUAAGGCUCGCGCAGCUCGAUAUGUGGUCAUUAAAGGUACUCUUCUCAGAUGGGACGCUUCCGGUGUACUCUUGACUUGUGUUCACGGCAACGACAUCAUGGAAGUAAUGCAGAAGUAUACAGCACGCUGCGAGAAGUGCCAACGUCACGGCCCGAUGAUCAAUCUUCCCACCGAGCUCUUGAUGACCUCUACCGCACCAUAUCCUUUCAUGCGCUGGGCAAUGGACAUCAUCGGUCCUUUUCGCCGAUCUACAACUCAGAAGCAAUAUGUUCUGGUCGUCACGGAUUACUUCACCAAAUGGGUCGAAGCCGAAGCAUACCCCGAGAUUCAUGGAAUCGAUGUCAAGAAGUUCGUCUGGAAGUUCAUCAUCUGCCGACACAGAGUCUCGUACGAGAUCGUUACGGACAACGGAACCCAGUUCACUUCGAUCAUUUUCACAGAUUUUUGUUCCAAGUGGAAGAUCCGACUAAGUUUCUCUACCCUGCGAUACCCGCAAGGAAACGGAUAA
Messenger RNA from Eutrema salsugineum, 1794 nucleotides. RefSeq lists its product as uncharacterized. Gene Ontology annotation, biological process: DNA integration. The transcript has 3 exons. The coding region runs from base 1 to 1794 and encodes 597 amino acids. Lineage: Eukaryota; Viridiplantae; Streptophyta; Magnoliopsida; Brassicales; Brassicaceae. The record is from RefSeq and is a predicted model, not a curated record. Gene Ontology annotation, molecular function: nucleic acid binding; RNA-DNA hybrid ribonuclease activity.